This is a messenger RNA of Cannabis sativa, 961 nucleotides long. RefSeq names its product GPI-anchored protein LLG3. Bases 246 to 752 code for a protein of 168 amino acids. NCBI's taxonomy places the organism in Eukaryota, Viridiplantae, Streptophyta, Magnoliopsida, Rosales, Cannabaceae. The record is from RefSeq and is a predicted model, not a curated record. The transcript is spliced from 3 exons.
AAGGGAAAAAAAAAAGCUGGGUUACAAUAAACUCUUACGCGGCUUCUCUGCUUUCUUCUCCCACUUUUUCUGCACUAUUUACUCUCCUCCAUUCCCUUUCACAAAAAAUAAAUUGAGAAAAAACAGAAAAAAAAAACAACAGAAAGACAAGGAGAGAGAGAAGGAGAGAGUGACUCAUCUCUCGGAAGACGGAGAUCGACCUCUGAAGUUACCAUUGUUUGGUCUCCGAAGAAAACCCCCUCACAAUGCCUUCCAAUUAUCAUUUUCUUUUUCUUCUUUCCUGCUCUUUUUUGUUUGGCUUGGCCUCUUCUACCACCUUCAUUUCUGAUAAUGUUUUUGAGUCCCAUGGCUCCACAUCUCGUUCCCUUCUUCAAGCCAAAAAGACUUGCAACAUAAACUUUGAGUCACAAAACUAUACAAUCAUCACAAGCAAAUGUAAAGGGCCCCAAUACCCACCUCAGUCAUGUUGCUUGGCCUUCAAGGAAUUCGCUUGCCCUUUCGCAGAUGCCAUUAACGACGAGAACAGCGAUUGUGCUGCCACCAUGUUCAGCUACAUUAAUCUCUAUGGAAAGUACCCACCUGGCCUCUUUGCCUUGCAAUGUAGAGAAGGCAAAGAAGGUCUUGACUGCACUGACAUACUUGAAGCAGCCAAACAAAAGACUAGUGCAGCUCAUAUAACAUACACUACUCCAUCCACAUUGCUUCUCCUGCUUUUAACUGCAUUUUCUCUGUUAUUAUUCAAUUUGUUCUGAGAUAACAAAACAUCAACAAAUCUCCACACAAACAUAUAUAUAUAUAUAUAUAUAUAUACUUUAUAUUCAUUUUCUCUUCUUUUGUCGUUGCUUUUGUAGAGACUGUUCUCUUUUUAAGGGUGUGGUUCUUUUUUCAUUUUCCAUUCUUCAGAAACUUUGUAUACUAGAAUUACUGAAACAUAUAGUUUACUAGACAAACAAAUUUGACU